AUGUGGGUCCAACCCCUCGGUCUGUUGACCGUAUCUCUUCUCGCCUUCGCGGGAGAAAGUGAUUUGGCAAUUUCAAAACAACUUGUCGCUGAGGGUCUGGAUUCUUCCUCUCUCCGUGUGGCCUGGGAGCCACAAAGUUCUUCACCGGAAUGGGGACACCAGUACCUGUAUCGCCUUUACAAGCGCGUCUUUGAGAACAACUUAAAGAUGGUCAACAGCACAGGAAAGCUGGAACCGUCUUCGAUCUACAAUUUCACUGUCAAUGCCUUCGAUGCGAGUGGUCGACCUGUACAAGCCGCGGCAUUCACUGCCUCGGGGACGACCGCCAAUGGUAAUUUGCCACUUACCAUUUACCAUCAUUAUAAAAGAAUAAGACUCCAAAGAACGAAGGGGUCCCAUUAUAAACACUUACUACUGAUAUAUAGUAAGUAG
Messenger RNA from Dibothriocephalus latus, 432 nucleotides. The record is from the annotation of a GenBank genome assembly. Lineage: Eukaryota; Metazoa; Platyhelminthes; Cestoda; Diphyllobothriidea; Diphyllobothriidae.